GUGGGUGGGUGCUCGCUUUUAUAUUUUAUAUUUUACAGACAAUGUCCCUUUAAAAAGCCCCACGUCUGGAAAGCCCAUUAGAUGUGCAUAUAAAAUUUCCCCCGUGAUUAAUAGUUGAUGAAGCAGGGUUGUUUGGAGGGUACUACCAACAUGUGGCCGGCAGGGCUCCUCCUCUGCAAUCUCACGUUACACCCCAUAAACUUGCCACUCUUUCCCACCUAUAUGUUUAAAAAGGAGGAGGGCUCACUUGUCAAGAAAGCCUUAGAAGAGUUGUGAAAACAGCCAGCCCGAGGAGGGGAGUCCUGCAGUUGCGGAUGCAGCUCUCCUGUCGAGCCACAGGCCAACUCAGAUCAGCCAAGGGGGGGGAGAGGGUGUGUGUGCGAGAGCAAGGCAUUGGGGGAAAGUGUGAGAGGACCAGAGGCUCCAAAGGACGUCACGCACUCUCCCAGAGAGAGAGAGGGAAACACGCCGCCACAGGAAGGUGUCUGUCCUCACGCGUUCUGGACUCUGGACGAGUCGGAGGCCUCUGACAGGAGUGAGUAUUUCCAAGUAUUGCAGCGGUGGAGACGAAGAUGUGCUGAAGUGGAUGAUUCUCCAAAGAGACAAAGAUACAGAUUUGCAGUUGUGACUCACUUUCUGAGACGAGGGUUCAAAUUCCUCGAGAAGGACAAGACUUGUGUUAAGACGUAUCUGAAGAGUGUGAGAAGAGUUUCUGCAUCACCAUGGAUCAGCCGGCCAGCAGCUGCAUGCGGAGCGCCCACCCCGGCAGUCCCAUCUGGGGCUGCAUGAGGAACCCUCAUGCAGGGGUCCCGGGGGCCAACCUGCAGUCGCCCUACCAGCAGGGACCUUUCUCCCUGCACCAGAAGCCUGACUUCCUGGCCUACACGGACUUCUCCAGCACCUGCCUGGUGCCGACCGCGCCGCACGCAGCCUACCCCCGCGACGACAGACUGUACCAGGAGAGCCAGGGCGGCUACCAGAGAGCCGAGUGGCAGUUCAACCCCUGCGAGACGCGGUGAGAGGCCCGAGGCCUGCCCGCUGCUCGCCGCCCCGCCGCAGUGGUGGGCGGCGGCGGCGGCGGAGGGCCCGACCUGGACAGUGUGGGGGGAGAGAGGCUGCCAGGUGCUGUGCCCGGGUGCCUGGAGGGAGAGUACUCACCCCAGAGUGUGGCGUCGGCCGACUCCGACAAGAAGAGCUCCAAUAAGAGGAAGAGAGAUGUCACAGAUAUCCAGGAGUCCGGUUUUAAGGUGGACUCCACCUGCAAGGCCCGGAAAGAGCGCACGGCGUUCACCAAGGAGCAGCUGAGAGAGCUGGAGGCCGAGUUCACCCACCACAACUACCUGACCAGGCUGCGCCGCUACGAGAUCGCCGUCAACCUGGACCUCACAGAGAGACAGGUGAAAGUGUGGUUCCAGAACAGGAGGAUGAAGUGGAAGAGGGUGAAGGGGGGGCAGUCGGCUUCUCCCAACGACGCGGAGAACGAUGACAUCGACUCGGCGGCCUCGCCCAGCUCUGAGUGAACGAGGGGGGGAGGAACCAGAGGAGACGCUAAUCGACCCGCAGAGAGAGAGAGAGAGAGAGAGCGACUGGGGAUCGAAGGGACACUAGCGCAGCACAAUGCGACGUUUUCAGUGGAAACGCUGCAACAAUCAAACAAUCCCAGAGACUUUUCAUGUUGUUUUUAUUCCCAGGAUGAAAUCACUGAGCAUCUCCUUCGCUGUCAUUUGUUGUAAAUAGUUGAUUUCUGUGCAUAACGAGGUGACUCUCGAUGAUACGUGGUCAUUGUAGAUCAGUGACAGAGUCCUGCGGUCUGAUAACUCACGGUAUCAGACGCUGACGUGAUUGUGUUUGAGGGCAUCCCCUUCGGUUCCAGUUUUGUAAUCAUGGCCUUUGACGCUUGACUACAACCACCUGGGAAAACUCAGACUGCACACGUGCUGCCAAGCCAUGAGUGCCUCCCACUCUGGGGUUUUUAUUUUGUGUAUUUUGUUAGUUUCCUUCCCUAGAAUAUAGUUUUUUCCUGUCAAGCAAUUUUUUUACUCUUCCUUUUUUAUACAUUUUGAAUGUUAUUGAUAAAACACAGAUGUUGCCUGUUUCUGCAAAUAGAAUAAAUCAUCUGCUGCAAAAAACGGGGGAAAUAUCCUGAUAAUUUCUUCCACACGCAACGACGGCGUUACGAUUUGGAAAGUCGCUCGACGUGUUCUCUUGGCCGACGGCUUCAUCACGUGUCGACCGUUUGGUCCCGAUAUUAUCUGACCACACUUCCUGAGACUUGAGAGCAAAAUAACCGAGGAGCAGUUUGCUUCCAUUUUAGCUUUUGAUGUCGACGUUGAAGGUAAUCCAUCGUGAGUGCGUGAACGUGCGUGGCCCUUUACGCACACGCUAAAGCGCUUUAGCCGAGUUCCACAGAGAUGAUGUGGUGAUAAAGCAGCUCCAGAGUUCUGCUCAUUGAUAUUUUCUCGAGCUGGAAAAGCAGCAGCUCAACAAUCAGACGUUUGUAGUCGUGAUUAAUAUCGACCUUCCUGUGGCGGAGGCAGAACAAUGACCAUGAGAUCGGGGACAUGCGUGGAUGCAGAUGAUGCUGUAAGAUGACUUAAAGUGAAUUCCACCACAUAAAUGUUGUCAUCCACCUGUGUCUCUAACCCCAACUGAGUUGUCUGCUGGAUGUUCAAACAGGAAACGGUGUUGUUAGCACAUUAACAAUUUGACGAUGUGUUUACGGCUUGUUUCUCUAUAACCAA
Hippoglossus stenolepis (Pacific halibut) is the source of this 2741-nucleotide messenger RNA. It is a transcript of the gene meox1, whose product is annotated as mesenchyme homeobox 1. Gene Ontology annotation, cellular component: nucleus. The record is from RefSeq and is a predicted model, not a curated record. Gene Ontology annotation, biological process: positive regulation of transcription by RNA polymerase II. NCBI's taxonomy places the organism in Eukaryota, Metazoa, Chordata, Actinopteri, Pleuronectiformes, Pleuronectidae. Gene Ontology annotation, molecular function: RNA polymerase II cis-regulatory region sequence-specific DNA binding; DNA-binding transcription factor activity, RNA polymerase II-specific.